AAAAUAUAUAACGUGGAACAAAGACUGCGUCGCGGCAGUUAAUUAUCUGAGCGGCGACGAUUUAAUUCAUAUUUUUUUUUCAUAAAUUAAUUUCGCGUUUUUAUCCGCGGUUUUUAAAUUUAUAUAAUAUCCUACAUAUUUAUAUAUAUAUUAUUUAUUUUAAUUCGUUAAUUGACUUCAUUAACUCAAGUAAUAAGCAAUAAUUAAAAAUGAGUGCAACGUUAACGAAAUUAAUUAUUUUAAUGGCGGCCGUUCUUCCAUUUUGUUGUUCCUCGACAGUCGGAGACGGAACACUCAAUAUCGAAGUAUGGAGACGCGUAUGGAGGCCAAGUAACGAUUCUCUAUCAAGCGGCACUUAUGUUAAUAAAUUUUAUCACUGUAUGGCGACUCUGAUAGGAGAAAAUGUUCUUCUCACUAGCGCAAGAUGUAUACAGAGAUUAUCGGCUCAAUCAGCCAUCAAGAGCAUUUAUCUCUACGGAAAUUACAACCAAACAAAGUCAAUAAUGCAUCGCGUACCUUCAUUGUUCAUAAGAUUUCUUGUAAAUCCUGACAGCCAAGAGUUUUAUCGCUCAAGCCCAAUGAUGUUCAAUGUCAAUAGAGUGAUUUAUCACAACUCGUCUGAUCAUUACCAGCGAUUUGAUCCCGACUACGCACUUGUGAUCCUCAAAGACCCGGUUUUUCUUAACGACGAAAUCGAAUACGUUGAAUUGUUAAGCGCAGAAAAUUUAUAUCAAAUCGACUACGAUAAUUGUCGAAUAGUUUCAAUCAACCGCGACCACUCAAAGCGCGACGCAAAUGCCACCUGUGAAGUCACAGCAGGUAGAAUUGACUUAAGCAAAAUAAAUUUGAAUUGCAGAAUAAAAAAUGUCGAGGAUUUUCCCAUGAUCUUUGACUCAGGCAGUCCUGUCUACUGCCCACUACUUUAUUCUGCAGAAUAUUUACAAGUUGGACUCGUGUCAAAAUACUCAAUAUUGUUUCCGGAACUCCGCGUUUCUCUUAUAAAGCCAAAGUUUGAAUCUGUCGUCGACGUGAUACUUCCAAAUAUUUAUGGGAACAAUUAAUUUUAUGAUACAGAUUAGUGUAAAUACUGGUAAUAAUUAUUUUUGUUAGUAAAUAAAAGU
Microplitis mediator is the source of this 1121-nucleotide messenger RNA. RefSeq lists its product as uncharacterized. The transcript is spliced from 3 exons. NCBI's taxonomy places the organism in Eukaryota, Metazoa, Arthropoda, Insecta, Hymenoptera, Braconidae. The record is from RefSeq and is a predicted model, not a curated record. Bases 210 to 1061 code for a protein of 283 amino acids.